AUGUCACUUGAAUUUCUCAACUUUAGAUACAACUAUUUGACUGGUAUCAUUCCACAACGUCUUAUUAAUUCACCAUCCCUUAAAGUUUUAAAUCUACAAAUGAACACAUUUCAUGUCUCUCUGAACCUCUAUGGCAACCACUUGGAAGGCCAUUUUCCGAAAUCCUUGUCUGGCUGUAAAAAGUUGGAGUUUCUAAACCUCGGAAGCAACAAAAUAGACGACAAUUUCCCAUAUUGGCUUCAUACAAUGCAAGAUUUGAAAGUAUUGGUUUUGCGUGACAACAAGUUGCAUGGUCCCAUUGUCAAUUUAAAGAACGAACAUCUAUUUCCUAGCUUAAUCAUUUUUGAUAUCUCUGGAAACAACUUCAGUGGUUUUAUAUCAAAAGCUUAUUUAAAUUUUUUUGAAGCCAUGAAGAAUGUUACUCAAGUGGCUAGGGAUAGCAGUUUGCAAUACCUGCACGAGUCGUAUAAAACAUACGCCUCAGGAUACUCAGAUUCUGUGACUAUGGGGACAAAAGGGAGCAAAAUGACACUAGUGAAAAUUCCAAGAAACUUUGUAAGUAUUGAUUUGUCAAGAAACAGAUUUGAAGGAGAGAUUCCAAAUGCUAUUGGGGAGCUUCAUGCACUCAGAAUCAGAGGGCUUAACCUUUCCCAUAACAGACUCACCGAUCAUAUUCCCCAAUCCAUGGGAAUCAUUGGAUCUCUCGUCAAAUAUGCUUUCCGGUCAUAUUCAGCCAACAACUUUCGGAGUGAAGAGAAAUUUGGAUAUGGAUGUGGAUUUGUGAUUGGAAUAGGCAUUGGAUACUUUAUGUUUUUAAUUGGAAAGCCUAGAUGGCUUGUGAUGAUAAUUGGUGGUCAUCCUAAGAGAAGAGUGAAAAUGUCAUAG
Messenger RNA from Medicago truncatula (barrel medic), 885 nucleotides. RefSeq names its product receptor-like protein 19. NCBI's taxonomy places the organism in Eukaryota, Viridiplantae, Streptophyta, Magnoliopsida, Fabales, Fabaceae. Gene Ontology annotation, molecular function: protein binding. The record is from RefSeq and is a predicted model, not a curated record. Bases 1 to 885 code for a protein of 294 amino acids. The transcript has a single exon.